Messenger RNA from Abrus precatorius (Indian licorice), 1098 nucleotides. RefSeq names its product probable calcium-binding protein CML44. The transcript has a single exon. The coding region runs from base 102 to 581 and encodes 159 amino acids. Gene Ontology annotation, molecular function: calcium ion binding. The record is from RefSeq and is a predicted model, not a curated record. NCBI's taxonomy places the organism in Eukaryota, Viridiplantae, Streptophyta, Magnoliopsida, Fabales, Fabaceae.
AUAUAACUGUUGCGAGCUUUGACUAAUAAGAAAUACCAAAAGCUUGAGCAGAGACCAAAGAAUUUACAAUAAUCAUAUACCCUUUUGUGCUUUGUGCCAAAAUGUGUUCCCUAACACCCAGUGACUUGCAACGGAUUUUUGAGAAGCUGGACAUGAAUGGCGAUGGGAUUUUGAGCCUUGAGGAGCUGAACGUGCUAUUAGAGAAGACAGGCUUCAAGUUUAGCAUAGAAGAAUUGGAAUCUCUGGUGGGAAAGCAGGUCUUGGACUUCAGUGAGUUCUUGUUCUUUUAUGACUCCAUGUUGAAGCAAAACAAUGAGGAGGAGAAAGAGACUAAAGGUGAAGGUUGUGUUGAGAUUGAGGAGGUAGAAGGGGACCUUGUGAAGGCUUUCAAGGUAUUUGAUUUGGAUGGGGAUGGGUUCAUCACUAGCCAUGAGUUGGAGUGCGUGUUGAAGAGGCUUGGCAUGUGGGAUGAAUGCAGUGGCAAGGAUUGUAGAACAAUGAUUUGUUCCUAUGACACUAAUUUGGAUGGCAAGCUUGAUUUCCAGGAAUUCAAGGACAUGAUGCUGCUUACAACUUCAUGAUCGUCUAAUUUUGCUCCAAUCGAUCAUUAUGUCGUGUGUGUCAGCUUCUACCUGGCCAUACAUUUUGUGUGUUUUAUUGUUGUAUAUAAAUUAUAUUAGUUGCAAUAUAUCUAUUGCUACUGUUAUUGGUACUGCACGUUAAUUGAAACUGUUAAUAUAAAACUCAAGUUACCUCACUCUUAAAUUAACGACUCUUUUCCAUAUUUCGAUGGUUUUUAAUAAAUUUUAAUAUUUAAUUAAAAAGUGUAUUAAAAUUAAAAAGUGUUAUUCCUCUCAGUAUUUUGUAGGCAUGUAUAUUAAGAUACAGAAAAGAGAAUAUGAAGAUCCACUAACUCUUGGAGCAUGGUACAUAACAGAGCACAAUGCUCAUACGCGAAUAUCUGUAUGUUCUCAAAUUCAAGUAUGCUUCUUAUUGAUAAUUUUUAUGUAUAUUAUUUUCUAAGGAAAAUAUUUAACGGGGAAAACUAGCGAUAUUCUAUAUUGGUCCUCGAAGUACUGAACGACAGUGAUUAAUUUU